Messenger RNA from Protopolystoma xenopodis, 288 nucleotides. Lineage: Eukaryota; Metazoa; Platyhelminthes; Monogenea; Polystomatidea; Polystomatidae. The record is from the annotation of a GenBank genome assembly.
GUUGCCGGAGCGACAGGAGCCCGUCUCACUGGCGCCGGUUGGGGAGGUUGCGCUGUCGCCCUAGUCCCGACGCCUCGACUGUCCACUUUUGUCUCCCAACUGACAGCAGCCAUGAAGGAGAGAGACAGAACCCUCCAAAUGGCGUCCGGAAUGGCUUCGAUGACCGUCGCGCUUGACGGUGAUCAAAUGACCUUCCGCGAAGAGGCGAGCGACACGACGACUGCUCUGUUCGUCAGCCGACCGGGCCGGCCGGCCGGGUUCAUCAACCUGGCCCGCGGAUCCUUGUGA